Messenger RNA from Candida albicans SC5314, 1572 nucleotides. RefSeq names its product Sly41p (gene SLY41). The coding region runs from base 1 to 1572 and encodes 523 amino acids. The transcript has a single exon. Lineage: Eukaryota; Fungi; Ascomycota; Pichiomycetes; Serinales; Debaryomycetaceae. Gene Ontology annotation, cellular component: endoplasmic reticulum; Golgi apparatus. Gene Ontology annotation, biological process: phosphoenolpyruvate transmembrane import into Golgi lumen. Gene Ontology annotation, molecular function: phosphoenolpyruvate transmembrane transporter activity; antiporter activity. The record is from RefSeq and is a predicted model, not a curated record.
AUGUAUCAGCACCAAGAUCAAACUCAGCAUCAGUAUUACCAACAGUAUAAUUCAUACAACCCGUCCAUAGAGGAUUUGAUUGCCUCAUCAGAUGAUAAACGGUAUCAAAAUGGUGGUAUCGGUAACCUGUUACAAAGACCUCCAGUAGCAGGUUUACCUUAUAUUUCGUCACAAGUUAACCCAAACACUUCAUCAGCCAACUUAUCCAAGCUAACAAGCAAUAUUAACAACUAUGGGUACAACAACAACAACAACAGCCACAUUCAAUUACACACACCACCAUUAUCUUCAAACCCAUCUUUCACUUCGUUCCAGAAUUUGAACUACCCAUUAUCACCACUCAGCAAGCCAACGUCACCCGAACCUAUACUAUCUGCCGCAUCAGUAACCACAAGCAACUUUUUAGCGUCGUCUUUUUUCAGUUGGUUGCCUCCUAUUGAUGUUAAGAUUGUUUCGUUUUGUAUUGGUUGGUAUUUAUGCUCCAUUAUUUCGUCGAACUCAACAAAAUUGAUUCUAAAUGAUUUCAAGUUCCCGGUAACAUUGACUCAAUUUCAAUUUUCUGCUAGUUUUACUUUUUGUCUAGUAUUUCUUAACAUAGUUAAAGUCAACCCAGAGAGUAUUAGCAGUAAGUUACCCCCAGGAUUUAUACCGUCAAUGACUGAUACCAACAGAAUCAGUCUUUCAGAAUUUAUCACACCAACAAGAUUGAUUAUACAAACCACUUUGCCCAUGGGUAUGUUCCAAUUUAUUGGCCACAUAACAAGUCACAAGGCAACUUCAUUAAUCCCAGUGUCAAUCGUUCACACAAUAAAAUCAUUAAGUCCAAUUAUCACAGUAUUGAUUUACCGAUUCUUAUUUGGAAAAUCGUACAGGAUGAGAACCUAUGUCACUUUAAUUCCAUUAUGUUGUGGGAUCAUGUUGACUUGUUAUAAAAAAAGCCAUACUAGUAAUCAAAACAAUGUGCCGGGUGCUGGUAGCAGUGUUAUUAAUAAUAAUCUUGACAAGAUCAACACUAACAAUAAUUAUUCUACUGGCUUAAUAUUUGCAUUUAUUUCCAUGAUUAUUUUUGUCAGUCAAAACAUUUUUGCCAAAAAAAGAUUAACGGUUGAAUCUACUAAUGCUAUUCCAAUGAACAACAAAUCAUCGCUCAGAAUCAAUUCCAAUAAAGUAGAUAAAUUAACUAUAUUGUUUUACUGUUCUAUAAUUGGAUUUAUUUUGACAUGCCCAAUUUAUUUUGUCACUGAAUGGAUGAAUUAUAAUGCCUUUGGCGCCAUAUCACUUUUGCAACUCAAUUCAUAUGUGAUGAGUUUAGUUUUAUUGAAUGGAUUGAGUCAUUUUGUACAAUCAUUGUUAGCAUUCCAAAUACUAGGAAUGGUUAGUCCUAUCAACUAUUCCAUUGCCAACAUUUUAAAGAGAAUAUUUAUUAUUUUGAUUUCAUUUAUUUGGGAACUGAAACAAUUCUCUAAUAGCCAAUCAAUAGGGUUAGUUAUCACUUUGUUUGGGUUAUACUGUUAUGAUAGAUGGGGCACAGUCUCAAACUCAGGCAGUGCCAGUAAUCCAGGAAAAUACUAA